Prorocentrum cordatum is the source of this 594-nucleotide messenger RNA. The record is from the annotation of a GenBank genome assembly. NCBI's taxonomy places the organism in Eukaryota, Dinophyceae, Prorocentrales, Prorocentraceae.
AUGCUACCAGACGUCCAGCGGGGAUCGAGGCAUGGUUCUUAUUCUCUCGACGCGGCCAUACAUGAGUGUGGGGCGACAAAGAACUGGAGCGCAGCGCUGGACUUCUUGCGCGAAGCAUCUCGGUUGCGCUCGAAGACCACACAAGGCAGUUACGUUGCGACAGUUAAAGCAUGCGGUAAGGGCGGGCAGUGGCAGCGGGCGUUGGCGCUGCUCAGCGAGAUGCGGGAGGCGACCACGGAGCCAAACGUCAUUUUCAGCUACAGUGCCGGGAUGAGCGCGUGCGAGAAGGGCGGGCAGUGGCAGCAGGCAAUGUCGCUGCUCAGCGAGAUGCGGCAGGCGAGGCUUGAGCCCGACGUCGUAAUCUACAGCGUUGGCAUCAGCGCGUGCGGGAAAGGCGGGCAGUGGCAGCAGGCUCUGUCGCUGCUCAGCGAGAUGCGAGCUUCGAGGGUGGAGCCCGACGUCACCUUCAUCUACAGUGCUGUGACCAGCGCGUGCGAGAAGGGCGAGCAGUGGCAGUGGGCUUUGACACUGCUCAGCGAGACGUGGGAGGCGAAGCUGGAGCCCAACGUCAUAUCAGCUACAGCGUCGGGAUAA